Messenger RNA from Epinephelus moara (kelp grouper), 3222 nucleotides. Its product is annotated as ephrin-B2a-like. Gene Ontology annotation, molecular function: ephrin receptor binding. Bases 236 to 1225 code for a protein of 329 amino acids. NCBI's taxonomy places the organism in Eukaryota, Metazoa, Chordata, Actinopteri, Perciformes, Serranidae. Gene Ontology annotation, cellular component: plasma membrane. The transcript has 5 exons. Gene Ontology annotation, biological process: ephrin receptor signaling pathway; blood vessel morphogenesis; axon guidance. The record is from RefSeq and is a predicted model, not a curated record.
CCUCAAUACACGGGUUUCGUCACACGGAUGAUUUUCUAGCCAAUUACGCACAAUGUGGAAGAUCUCAUUGAACCGCAGGAGGAAGAGUCGCAACUUGGUGUUGGGGUUUCAGUCAGGGAUGUGUCCUGUGCGCGCACCUGGAGCCGCCGGAGACAUGCAGAGGCAACACAUUUUAGCCUGUUUCCACUCUGUUUUAUGAUACUGAGCCGCUGUGGACCUGAGAUUGAUUCCUGUGAUGGGGAGAAUCACAUGGAGCUGCGGUGCCGUGACCCUGCUGGCCAUCAUUAGCUCAUGUCGUGCCGUCACUCUGGAGUCCAUCCACUGGAGCAGCUCCAACACAAAAUUUAGUCCAGGUCAGGGUCUGAUCCUGUACCCUCAGAUCGGAGACAAGAUGGACAUCGUGUGUCCCCGGGCAGAUGCUUCCUUGGGGGAGAAGGAGGAGUUCUACCGAGUGUACCUGGUCUCCAGAAGUCAGAUGGAGACCUGCACCAUUGACAAGACCGACACGCCCCUGCUGAACUGUGACAAGCCCCACCGGGACGUAAAGUUCACCUUCAAGUUCCAGGAGUUCAGCCCCAACCUGUGGGGUCUGGAGUUCCUCAAGGGGAGGGACUAUUACAUCACCUCCACCUCUGCAGGCUCUCUGCAGGGUCUGGAUAAUACUAAUGGAGGGGUGUGUAAAACCAAAUCCAUGAAGCUGGUGCUGAGAGUCGGCCAGAACUCUUCAGAUCCACCUUCAACCCUCCAGGAGUCCCCCACCAGAUUCCCACCCACACGACCAAAGUCCAAGGACCCCUCUGCAAAGGAAAAGGAUAUAACAGACAAAACUGACUCGGGCUCAGAAACAGGACAAACAAACCCCAGUGGCAGCGGUGGCGGCUCGGAGCCAGGACUGCUCAUGUGGGUUGUCUCUGGCGGUGCAAUCCUCCUUCUGGUCAUCAUAAUUCUGCUGGUCGUGCUGUGGAGGAACCGUCACCGACGCUGUGUCCCAGAUAGCCAGCAGUCCGCCUCCGUGUCCCUCAACACUUUGGCCGUGGCGAAGCGGGACAGCAUUGGCAGCGACAACAACGGCUCGGACCGCAGCGAUGUCGUGUUUCCUCUGCGGCCUUCUGACAGCAUGCUCUGCCGCCAUUAUGAGCGUGUGAGCAGCGACUACGGGCCCCCUGUGUACAUAGUUCAGGAGAUAACGCCCCAGAGUCCCACCAACAUCUACUACAAAGUCUAAUGUUUGCUGCUCUAAUGCCAGGCUUUGGCGGAUAAUCUUAAACUGUCGGAGACACACACACAGCACCUCCACUGCUUUAGUGUUUUAACCUUUCAGUGGGUGUAAGGAAAAGUCACUUGAGGGAUCAUACAUAGGCCUGAUCUGAGAGAACAGACCAUAUACUUCUCCUUGUUUUUGUGCCACAAGUGCACAAAAUGCUGUUUUCUUCUGAAGAGACAGUCAGAGAGGAAACUGAUGUGUUGGAGGAUGUCACUCAGCUGUGUUCAGUUUGUUUUGUGAAAUACGUUUUGAAGCGUGCAGCGAACACCAGUGGUUGGAUGUGUAUUUACUUAAGUACUGUACUAAGGUACAACUUUGAGAUACUUUACAGAAGUAUUUCCAUUUCAUGACACUUUAUACUUCCACUCAGCUCCAUUUCAGAGGGAAAUAUUGUGAUUUUUACUCCACUACAUUUAUACAGCAGCUUCAGUUUAGACUUUACAUACAAAACUUUAACAAUAUGAUGCACUGUAAGAAAUUACACUACACAACAGUCAACAAAUCUGAGCUUAAACAAUUAGUAGGGCUGCCCCCGACUAAGACUUUUCCUAAUCAACCAACACUCGUCAUUUAGGGCCAUUAGACAACUAGUCGCCUGCAUGUUUACGAUAUUAAUUUAAUUAUUAAUUUAUAUAUUUUGGGCGGGGCAACACAAUGGUUUAAGUCCAAGGUGUGAGAAAGAAUAGUAUCAGUAACAUUGUUAACACUGUGCUACAUUACAGAGAAAUACAAAACCGUACUAAAUGAACCUUCAUUAAUAUAGGCCUAUAUUUUAUCUACAAGUGCACGUCACACACUGAGCGAGCCGCCUGUUAAUGACGCUGUCGGCAAAGCAGUAAUGAUUGUGCUAAGUGGCUAAUGGGCAUGUAGCUACUUCCAUGUUUCAGAUGAUACGUCAUGUUUGUAGUCGACCAAUGAAGAUGAGUUUACAUAUCACCUUGGGUUCGUCCUUCACCUUCUCAAAAUGAUCCCACACUUUGGAUUUCCUGCCUGACAUGUUAUUAACUAGCCUGUGGAAUAACCGCAGGUACCAGCCCUGGAAAUUAACAUGACUCCUGUCUGACUGCUGACUGUGGCCACUUCCUGUGUCCCUUCAAAUUAAAUUCCCACAUGGUCCAGUCAUAUAGGUUUUGAUUUAUUUUGACAAGGUGCAGCUCCUCAUAGAGUUUCACUUUUGUUUGUUGUUUGUUUUUUUCUUCUGCAACUAAGUGACCAAUGAAAUCUUGUCGACCAAUAAUCUUUCUGGUCGACUAACAUUUGGUCGACUGCCAGGGGGCAGCCCUAACAAUUAGUUGAUCAAUCAGCUAUUGUUUGAUAACUGAUUGAUUAAGUAAUUUUUCAUGCAUAAAUGUCAAAAAUUUUAUAAUUUCUGCUUCUCAGAUUUGCUGCUUUGCUGAAUCAUUUUGAGGUUUGUUUGAACUUAUGGAUAGACAAAAGAAGACGUUUGAAUUUGGAGCUUGGAAACUUGGAGCUCUAGUUGUGAUGCAUUUCUUACAAUUUUCUUACAUUUUACAAACCAAACAAUACAUGGCUUGAUCAAGGAAAUACUUGAGGGGGAAUAAUUAUACGCACAUCACAUAGGCUUUAAAAAAACAGCAUACAUUAAGGAAAGAAGUAACGCCUGCAUAAUUACUCAAAAAUUACCGCAAAAGUUUAAUCGCAACGUUUCGAUCCAACAAGUAUCUUCAUCAGGUCAACUCACCCUUCAUUAAGCCCUUACCAUAUUGUUGGAAAAAUGAAACAGUGAUUGCAGAGAGAGGCAGACAGAGGGGUCUACAGUCUGUGUUUGAAGGAUAUAUCCAGGAUGUCAAACUGACUCAGCAGCAACAACAGGUUAAAAAGACAAAGAUAGUUAGAAGCUAAAGCCGAACUAUAGGCUACAGAUCACAGUGUAAAAGUGAACCACCACAUCACUGCUGAUCGACACAGAAGACAAUGAAUAUAAAGGGAAACUUUGC